AUGCCAGAAAGACUGGAUCAAGUUUUUCCCCGGUCGUUGUUCAACAAAUUUGAAUUCAUCUCCAACGGCGCUACGGGAUGGGUUUUCGAAGUGGCGCCUGGUAUCGCCCUCAAAUUUCUCUGCCCAGGCCGUGAGGAAGAGUUCCGCCGCGAGAACGAAACCUACGCGCUGAUCGAGCGGAGCGACCCUCCCCCGCCGCCGCACUUCAUCCAGAGCUUUCUCCGGCUCCCCUACGCACACUUUAUGCAAUUAAUGCCCGACAGCCUCGACUCUCGCCUGCGAGCCAACCGACGCCAAGACCCCAAGACUCUUGAGUGCUUCGAAGUCUUACGCCUAGAGCCGACGGCCAAGAUUGAGCAGUGGGCUGCGGAGCUGUCCAGCGCGCUCGCCUGGCUGGAGUCCAUUGAGCUGGUCCAGGGGGACCUGCGCCCGUCAAACCUCCUCCUCGACAGCGAGGAUCAUAUGAAGCUGGUGGACUUCGACAGCUGCGCCAAGAUUGGAGACUUGGAUCCCGGACUUCCUCCGCCAUGGUCCUCUCCUAAUCACCAUCUUUAUGGGGCCGAGACCGAGCAGUUUGGGUUCGGCUCGAUCCUCUACAACAUGACGCACGGCCUCGAGCCGUACGAGGACAAAGGCCCAGAGACUGUGGAGCUCUUCCGUACUGGGGUGUUUCCGGAACUGAUGUCUGACUCCCAGCUGGAUGUGUUGACAUUGCGCUGUUGGAGGAGUGAAUUUGCGACCUUGGCCGAUCUGGCUGAGUAUUGCGCGACGCUUAAUGGUGCAAAGUUGGCCGCAACAACUAACGCGAUUAAUACUGAGUAUAUUGCAAGAAUGAAGACAACGUGUGAAGAACUACUACGUACUAAAUUAGCAGAUUUAGAUAAAGAAUUACCUUAG
Metarhizium acridum CQMa 102 is the source of this 897-nucleotide messenger RNA. RefSeq lists its product as uncharacterized. Gene Ontology annotation, molecular function: ATP binding; protein kinase activity. The record is from RefSeq and is a predicted model, not a curated record. Lineage: Eukaryota; Fungi; Ascomycota; Sordariomycetes; Hypocreales; Clavicipitaceae. Gene Ontology annotation, biological process: protein phosphorylation.